AUGUCUUGCAAAGUGAUUCUGAAGAUACUAAUGGUCAUCGUCAACAGUGCCAUCUUUUUUGCCGGAGCUGGGACUGUGAUCAUUGGAGUUUUGGUCGAAGUUAAGAGAAAACAAGCAGUUGGAAAACUGGAUGACAAAGAUAUUCCCCCACAGUUAGUGCAUCUGGCUAAAGCUGCCUACUCGCUUAUCGCUGUUGGGAGCAUACUCACCAUCAUAGGCUUCCUGGGCUGCUGCGGAGCCAUGCUUGAAAAUAAGUGCAUGCUCAUGACUUUCUUCAUCAUCAUCUUAGUCAUGUUUAUCGUGGAGGUGGCAGCAGUAGCAAUCCUGCUUUCCAGCCCUCAGGUAAGAGCAGUGGUGGAGAAACUACGUAAAGCAGUCGCUAAGAGCAUUGAGGAUAGCUAUGGGGAAGAUGAAACCAUCACUAAAGCGUGGGACCAGAUGAUGAAACUGAUGGAAUGCUGUGGAUACAACAACUACACUGACUUCACUGAAUCCAAGUUUGUAGAGAAAAAGUCACAGUACCCCCAGGCCUGCUGCUCUGAUAAAAAUGCCACGUGUGAUGAAGAUAAAGCAGAAUCAAAGAAAGUGAUCGGGUGUUUCGAUGCUGUGGUGCAGUGGGUGAAGAAGAACUCUGCUUCGAUCGCCGGCGUAGCUUUUUCUAUCGUUGCUAUAGAGAUCGCUGCAAUGAUCGUGUCCUUGAUACUCUACAAGAACGGAGACUAG
This is a messenger RNA of Clarias gariepinus (North African catfish), 723 nucleotides long. Its product is annotated as tetraspanin-1-like. The record is from RefSeq and is a predicted model, not a curated record. The transcript has 7 exons. Lineage: Eukaryota; Metazoa; Chordata; Actinopteri; Siluriformes; Clariidae. The coding region runs from base 1 to 723 and encodes 240 amino acids. Gene Ontology annotation, cellular component: membrane.